This is a messenger RNA of Symbiodinium natans, 306 nucleotides long. The record is from the annotation of a GenBank genome assembly. Lineage: Eukaryota; Dinophyceae; Suessiales; Symbiodiniaceae.
AUGAGGCUGCUGACACAUAAUCUGCUCCAAUGCAACAAGAAGGGCGUACAGAAGGGCUACCCGCUCAUCAUCCAAGCGGCAGCCAUGAAAUAUGAGGAGAGCCCCUUCGACAAAGACUUCGUCAGCGCCAUGAUUCCAAAGCUCGAAUAUGAUGCUUUGUUGAAGGCCUUAGCCGAAGUCCGGGUAUGCCCCAACAUCGCAGGAAGUGAGGCGCUUCCAGCCUUCCCCGAGCUGCCGGCAUCAGUGCCAGCGGAUCAUGCAUCCUGGCGCAUUGCGGUGGAGGGUAAUCGCUGUAGGAUCAAUUAG